This is a messenger RNA of Lachancea sp. 'fantastica', 1104 nucleotides long. NCBI's taxonomy places the organism in Eukaryota, Fungi, Ascomycota, Saccharomycetes, Saccharomycetales, Saccharomycetaceae. The record is from the annotation of a GenBank genome assembly.
AUGAGUGCAGUUCCCCAUGUUGUGAUUAUCGGCGGCUCUUUCGCGGGCAUUAGCGCGGCUGAGAUUAUUACAGGCUCGAAGAAACCUGUUAAAGUGACUAUCAUCUCAGAGUCCUCACACGCAUACUUCUCAGUUGCGUCACCCAGGGCUCUGGUGGAACCUGAAGUCUCUAAACAGCUGUUCCACUCGGUAAAGGACAAAGCCAGCAAGAUUAACAAAAAUGUUUCCGUUGUGGUAGGUAAAGCAACCAAAGUUGACGCGGAUAGCAACACUGUGGUGGUCGAAGAUGGCACGGGCAGCCAACAAACUGUGUUGUACGAUUUUUUGAUUUUGGCUUCAGGUUCCAGAGCCCACUCACCAGCGUUCAAAUUGCAUGGAAACUACACACAAAGCAGAGAUGCCUUGCUCGACUUGUCGAACAAGAUCAAAAGCGCCAAAACCAUCGCGGUUCUUGGCGGUGGCCCUACCGCCGUGGAAACUACCGGCGAACUCGGUCUUUCUUACGGUAAAGACAAAAGCAUAUCUAUCUACACCGGGGCCUCAGGUCCCUUGGCCAAUUGGAACUCUAAAGUCACCGAAAGGGCAUCGCAACAGCUCAAGAACUUGAACGUUCAAGUGGUGAAUGUGAUAAAAGCCUCCAAAAUUGAAGAAAACAGUGAGGGGAAAUUUGAGGUCCAGUUCAGUGACGGAACCUCGAAAACUUUCGAUUUAGCCAUAUCUGCCCAUGGCAUUAUUCCAAAUUCUGAAUUUCUAGAUCCAAAAAUGCUGGACAAACGUGGAUUUGUGGAAACCGAUGAAUUUCUUGUUUCUAAGGCAUAUUCAAAUAUUCUGGCAUAUGGUGAUAUUGUUUCCAACCGUCCUUGUACCAUCAUCGACAUUGAAAGAGUCCAGGCGUCGACUUUAUCAGCAACUAUCGAAGCUCUGGUGUUCGGUGGAUCCAGUGCUAAGAAACCGCUCAAGAAUACUCCUGAAAUGGGGCUGGUUCCAAUCUCCAGAAAUGGCGGUGUCGGUGUACUUUUCGGAUGGAGAGUACCUUCUUGGUUUGUGAGGAUGUUAAAAUCCAAGGAUUUCAUGGUUUCGAGAGGCGCAAAGAGCUUUUCGUGA